AUAUGCAUCACAGGCCACACCUAAAGAUUUUGAAAUCUAUGUUCCGGAUGCAACCUUUGAAGAUCCCCUUAUGUGUGCACAUGGGGUAAAGCAGAUAAAAUCAUCAUUCUAUUCACUAGGCAAGGUCUUCAGUGAAUCAAGGAUUGUGGAUUACACCUGGAAAGAGAACGAUAUAUCACCUGGAAAGAAAGAGAUACUAAUUGAUAACAAGCAAUACUACAAGUUCUGGGGGAGGGAUAUUCAUAUGAUAUCUCUCAUCAAGCUAUAUACUGAAGGAGGAAAGGUCGUCCGCCAUGAAGAUUGGUGGGACAAGAAACCGCCACGAAGCCGGAAAACAGUUAAGGUACCGGUUGUUGGGAGGAUGUUUGAGCUUUCUCGUAGAGCGUCGAUGUUUGCAACCCAUGCUAUGAUGGGGUUUGGGAAGGAUCCACAUCCAACCAAGUAAAUGGCUCCUUGGAAAUGAGAAUGUAAUGUACUCUUAUCGUUGACAGUGACAUACUGACAUACAAACAUAUCGUUACAGUUCUAUCACUACCUCUGGCUGGCAAGAUGUUUUCAUUUACUUUGUUAAUGCUACUUGUGUUAUAUUGUUGUAUACAUAAGUGUGAAGAUAUAGG
Cuscuta europaea is the source of this 617-nucleotide messenger RNA. Lineage: Eukaryota; Viridiplantae; Streptophyta; Magnoliopsida; Solanales; Convolvulaceae. The record is from the annotation of a GenBank genome assembly.